This is a messenger RNA of Mesocricetus auratus (golden hamster), 5589 nucleotides long. RefSeq names its product desmocollin 3 (gene Dsc3). Gene Ontology annotation, biological process: homophilic cell-cell adhesion. Gene Ontology annotation, molecular function: calcium ion binding; gamma-catenin binding. The transcript is spliced from 16 exons. Gene Ontology annotation, cellular component: desmosome; plasma membrane. The record is from RefSeq and is a predicted model, not a curated record. Bases 238 to 2916 code for a protein of 892 amino acids. Lineage: Eukaryota; Metazoa; Chordata; Mammalia; Rodentia; Cricetidae.
AGGGCAGGCUCAGGCAGCUCCAAGGAGGCCCGGAGGUGAUAAAACUUGAGAAAUAACUAGGAGGGGCCACAUAGUGUCUCCCUGGUCCAAUCCAGUUUCAGACGAGAACACGCUCCUGGGCAAAAGAAGCUUGAAAGAGGCCAGAACGACUUUUAGACAAGCUGCUGCGAAAAACCUCCAGAGCCCUGGCUCUCAGAGUCUCUGCUAGGCGCCAGUCUGUGUCCUGGCCAUCUUGCCAUGGCGAUCUCUGGGCUAUGGAGGCCCCGGGACAGAGCCCUCUGCACGCAACUGCUGCUGACCCUCUGGGUCUUCAGUUUUGUUGGUGAUGCCUGUAAGAAGGUGACUUUAAAUGUGCCUUUGACACUAGAGGCGGACCAGAUAAUCGGAAGAGUUAAUUUGAAGGAGUGUCUCAGCUCUGCUGAUGGCAUCAGGCCAAGUGAUCCUGAUUUCAGAGUUCUAGAUGAUGGGUCAGUCUAUCCAAUCAGAGAUCUUGUGUUGUCGGGAGAGAAAAGAUUGUUUGCCAUUCAGCUUUCUGACUCAAAGACACAGACACAGAAAGAGAUCCCUGUAAUCCUGGAGCACCAGAAGAAGGUACUGAAGAAAAGACACACUAAGAAUACUGUCCUCAGGAGAGCCAAGAGAAGAUGGGCACCCAUUCCUUGUUCAAUGCAAGAGAAUUCCUUGGGCCCCUUCCCAUUGUUUCUUCAACAGGUUCAGUCCGAUGCAGCUCAGAACCAUACUAUCAUUUACACACUAAAUGGGCGGGGAGUUGAUCAAGAACCCCAGGGUUUGUUCUGCAUAGACAAAUACACUGGGAAAGUGUUUUGCACUCAGCCUGUGGAUCGUGAGGAAUAUGACGUUUUUGAUUUGAUUGUCAAUGCCUUCACUGAAGAUGGCUAUUUAGCCGAUUUAACUCUUCCACUGCCCAUCAAAGUAGAGGAUGAAAAUGACAAUUAUCCUCUUUUUACAGAAACAAUUUAUAAUUUUGAAGUUCCAGAAAGCAGUAGACUUGGCACUGUAGUUGGAGUGGUGUGUGCCACAGAUAAAGACGAGCCUGACACAAUGCACACACGCCUCAAGUACAGCAUCUUGGAGCAGAACCCACGGUCACCUGGGCUCUUUUCUGUGCACCCUGACACCGGCGUCAUCACCACCAUCUCUCACUACUUGGACAGAGAGGUUAUAGACAAGUACACAUUGAUAAUGAAAGUCCAAGACAUGAAUGGCCAAUUUUUUGGACUGAUCAGUACAUCAACUUGUAUCAUAACAGUGCAAGAUUCCAACGACAACGCACCCACAUUCAGACAAAAUGCAUAUGAAGCUUCUGUGGAGGAAAACGCAUAUAAUGUUGAAAUCUUGCGCAUACCUGUAGAUGAUAAGGACUUGAUUAAAAGUGAAAACUGGAAGGCAAAUUUUACCAUCUUAAAAGGAAAUGAAAAUGAACGCUUCAAAAUUACAACAGAUCCAGCGACAAAUGAGGGUGUUCUAUGUGUUGUGAAGCCACUGGAUUAUGAAGAAAACCAUCAAGUGACUCUAGAGAUUGGAGUGACCAACGAAGUUCCACUCAUCAGAGAUGUUGCAAGUCGAGUACCCACCAUGAACCGGGCCUUGGUUACAGUUCAUGUGAGGGAUCAGGAUGAGGGUCCAGAAUGCAAACCCCGUGAGCAAUAUGUUCGCAUCAAAGAAAACUCAGCUGUGGGGUCCAAGAUCAAUGGCUAUAAGGCCUACGAUCCUGAAACCAAGAAUAGCAAUGGCUUAAGGUAUAGAAAACUGCAGGAUCCUAAAGAAUGGGUCAGUAUUGAAGAAGUUUCAGGGCUGCUUACCAUAUCAAAAGUCCUAGACAGAGAAGUCGUGGCUCCAAGAAAUGAUUUAUAUAAUAUCACAGUCAUGGCAAUAGACCAAGAGGGUAAAUCGUGCACAGGAACACUAGCAGUGAACAUUGAGGAUGUGAAUGACAAUGCACCUGAAAUAAUUCAAGAUUACCUUGUCAUCUGCAAGCCAAAGAUGGGGUAUAUGGACAUUUCAGCUAUGGAUCCUGAUGACCCUGUCCACGGCCCUCCGUUUCAGUUCAACUUGGCAAGCUCUUCUCCAGAAGUCAACAGGAUCUGGACACUCAAACAAGUUAAUGAUACAGCCGCCCGCCUAUCCUAUUGGAAAAAUGCUGAAGUUCAAGAAUACAGUAUUCCUGUUACUGUAAAAGACAGAGCAGGCCAAUCUGCAACCAAAACCUUGAGAGUUAACCUGUGUGAUUGUACUCAUCCGAGCCAGUGUGCGGCCAGGUCCAGGAGUGCAGGCAUCACCUUGGGGAAGUGGGCCAUCCUUGCCAUCUUGUUGGGCAUCGCACUGCUAUUUUCUGUACUGCUAACUUUAGUAUGUGGAGUUGUUACUGCCCGGAAAGGAAAACAUUUUCCUGAAGAUUUAGCACAGCAAAACUUAAUUAUAUCAAACACCGAAGCACCUGGGGAUGACAGGGUGUGCUCGGCCAAUGGAUUCACCACACAGACUGCCAACAACUCCAGCCAAGGCUUCUGUGGCACAAUCAGAAAUGGUGGGCAGGAGACAAUUGAGAUGAUGAAAGGACACCAGACCUUAGACUCCUGCCGUGUUACUGGGCAUCACCACACCCUGGAUUCCUGCAGAGGAGGACACAUGGAGACUGACAAUUGUAGAUACACCUACUCAGAGUGGCACAGCUUCACUCAGCCCCGACUUGGUGAAAAAUUGCACGCGUGUAAUCAGAACGAAGACCACACCCCUUCCCAAGACUAUGUCCUCACCUAUAACUACGAAGGCAGGGGGUCUCCGGCAGGUUCUGUAGGCUGCUGCAGUGAAAAGCAGGAAGAAGAGGGACUCGACUUUUUAAACAGCCUGGAACCCAAAUUUCUUACAUUGGCAGAAACAUGCACAAAGAGAUAACACCACUGGGUUACAAUCAGACAUGACCUUAGCAGUUAUUCCAGAAGUUUGAAACAAUGACACUGUACAACUGACUCACCACUCACACAAACUGUCCUUGAGUUAUGUUGGCUUGUGAUACUCUGACUUGUCUAGUACAAAAUUGACACAUAUUCAGGAGAAACCACUUAUGGAAUUCUGAUCCUUUCCAGGCUGGCCAUGUGCUGUGUGAAACAUUCCUGCAAUGCCGGGCAGGGGCAGUGGGCUGCAGGUCACAGUCUGUCACAGGGUCAUGACCCUAGCUGUGUGCCCUGCAUGUAUCUUCACUGAGUGUUCCUGUGACACAAUCAUGUCAUGAGUCAAGGAGUGUAUGCAUACAUUAAUGAACUUUCUACAUUUUGCAGUCUUCCCCUUACUGAUUUGUAUUGUUAAAGUGGUUUGCUGCUGACCAUUUUUCCAAAAUUACAAGUAUUAAAAUAGAGAGCAAGCAGGGCUGCAUAUGCUGUAGUCCUGGAGUUAGCUAAGGUCUGUAAAAGACCUGCCCUGCCCUGCCCUGCAGAUAUUUUCCAAACAAAUGAAUUGGGUCAAAUAUUAAUCUAAAAUCAGCUAAGUUGUAUCAAUAUCAGCUCACCACACACUCCUAGGGAUGGUUUAAGAAACAAACAAGACGUUAAGUAACACGACUUGAGGAAUGCCUCAGGACAGAAAUAAUUAAUACUGGAUUACAUUAAAAUUUUCGCAACGCUGAAGAUCUAGGACCUGCCUGUCCCCAGUUUCACUGUCAAACACUUUAUUGGACUUUGGAGACAAAAUUUAGCAAGCUAGCCUAUUCUGCGACAAUUUUGAUAUUUCAGCACAGCCUGAAGCCAGUGUGUAUUUCUACAAAAUCAGGCACCAGAGCAGUGUUUAAAACACAGUGUAAACAAAGAAGAAAAUGGCGAUGAUUAAAAUUAAGGCUGGGUGUGACUUAUCUUGUAACAGGAAACCGGGGCUUUAAAGGGGCAGUCUUCUUUCCUGGUUACUGCGGGUGUGUGGUGUCCGAAUGUCUCAGCUCAUGCCUGCUUGUGUCAUUUGUUUAACUUUAGAAAUAUAUGUAUUCUAGCAUUAGUGGGAAAGAAAGAGCCAUGAUCGUGGAAGAACGGAGUCAUUCACUGGAUAUGUUAAGAUUUGUACAUCCAAAUAUUAGAAGCCAACUAUAGGACCCAUCUUUCUAUCUUUCUACUGCACGCUCUGCUUGGACACCCAGCUUUCUGGCAGGGAGUUUGCAGAAAUGACAUGAUUGUCUUGGAAACUUGUGCUGAUCUUUGCUGAUGUGAUAUCCCCCAUCACCCUUUUCUUUUUCUUCUACUUUUUUCUCUCUUCCUCUUUCUCUUCCUUUACUUUUUGGGGGGGGGAGUGGAGAGGGUAUCUCUACAUACCCCAGGCUGGCCUCAAACUCACAGUUCUCCUGCCCCAGCCCCUGUAUACUAGAAUUACAGGCAGAUGCCACCACUCUUGCUUUUGAUGCAGAGCCAAAUGGCCUUGCCCUUUAAGUUCCAGGCUUUGUGCUGCUGGGAGGCAAAGGCCAAGGGAUGCAGACAGUGGGGAGAAAGUGUGGCUAUCCUCAGAACCACAGACUCACAGGCUCUCACCCUCACUCCAGCCAGAAUUGCAGCUGUCUUUACAGCACCGGCUCACACCCUGCUGGGGAGCAGGUCUGGGGCCAGUCAGUUGCCUUUCCUGUCUGCCAAAGCUACUGUAAAGAACUCUGGCAGAUCCACCUAGGCAGCAGAUCUUCCAGAGACUCCAUCAUCCUUCCCUGUGAAUUAAGUUUUUAUCGGUUUGCGUUGUUAGGGGAAAUUAUCAUGACAGAAGAAACAGGAAUUUAGGAUCCAUGGAAGAAAGACAAGCAAAUUGUCAUUUAGGGAGGACAAGCGAUGGAGCAUUUUGGUGUUGAGAGACUAGCAAGCAGACCAGGUUGGAAGGCCAGGAAGUGAAGCCGGCAGGCCUGUGAACAGCAGCGAAGUUGGCAUUCCAAGCUCUUUGUGUUUUGUUAGGCCUCACCUUGCCUUUUCUUCUUGCUCUUAAACCACAGGCAAGACAUUUUUAAGACCUCUUCUUAUGUGGGAUACGAAAUCAGGAGAGUAGGUUCUGAGGUGCAGCAGGGAUCAAGGAAGUUCACGGUUCUCCGUAGCUAUGUGAGAAGCUUGAGGCCAGCCUGGGUUAUGCGUGGUGACUCUUUGGAUUGGCCAGGACUUCUGGGCCAAACAGAGAGCCUCCUCCAGAUAACCCUUAAACUCUUUUCUAGCCAUGCUAAGGUCUAAGAUUCUCAUUUGAUUUCACAUUUCUCAUGUUUUCAUUUCACCCUGAGAGUCAUUUUCUUGUAGACUUUUGAAAUUGUCAUUUUUUUUUGUUCACAGCAUCAUAUAAUGUUAUUCUUUUCUCACAUGUAUAAGGUGAAAAUUGUGCUACUUUAGUGUUAAGAAAAAGUUUGCUUUUUUUAAUGCUUUCAUUCUCCCCCCACCCGGUUUUUAUGUAAAUGUACAGACUAUUUUUCUCACAUUUAUAGGGAUGCAGUUAACUGUCUAAAGAGCAAUUGAAUUUUAUUUUUCAGUGUUUAAACUACUUUGAUUUGACAAUUAAAUUGCUUUUGAAACUUGCCAGAUAAAAAUAAGCAUGCAUUGAGUGUGUAAAAUAAAGCUUCUUGAUAAGGAA